Bufo gargarizans (Asiatic toad) is the source of this 2846-nucleotide messenger RNA. It is a transcript of the gene GDF6, whose product is annotated as growth differentiation factor 6. The transcript has 2 exons. Gene Ontology annotation, molecular function: growth factor activity; cytokine activity. Gene Ontology annotation, biological process: BMP signaling pathway; SMAD protein signal transduction. Lineage: Eukaryota; Metazoa; Chordata; Amphibia; Anura; Bufonidae. The record is from RefSeq and is a predicted model, not a curated record. Gene Ontology annotation, cellular component: extracellular region. The coding region runs from base 1 to 1188 and encodes 395 amino acids.
AUGGAUUCACACAGGAGCUCUCUGCCCGCCGCGCUCCUGCUCUGCUUCGUUUUCUGGGAGAUACCCUGUGCCCAGCAGGCAUCCAUCCCUGCCAACCAGCAAGACCGGGUCCUGAGGAGACAGCACAGGGAGGGCAGGGCAUCCUCCGCGGCCCCCCGGGAGCAGCCCCUGGCAGUGCCAGUCGUGCCCCACGAAUACAUGCUGUCCAUUUACAAAACUUUCUCUACAGCUGAAAAACUUGGGAUCAAUGCCAGCUUCUUCCAGUCCUCCAAGUCUGCCAACACCAUCACCGGCUUCGUGGACAGAUACUGGGACGAUCUGGCUCACUCUCCUUCUAGAAGACAGAGGUAUUUGUUUGAUGUGUCCACCCUGUCUGACAAAGAAGAGCUGGUGGGAGCUGAGCUAAGGAUCUUUAGGAAUUCUCCUAUGGAGUUAUUGAAAGCCCCUUCAGGGCUAUACCACCUGCAGGUAUUAUCCUGCCCAUCCCAAACCCUACUGGACUCCAGGACUCUGGAUCUGAGGGACACUACAGUGCCAGGAUGGGAGGUUUUUGAUGUAUGGAGAAGCCUGAACAGUGGCAGUAAGCCAAGAAAGCAAGUUUGCUUGGAGUUAAGAGCCACCUCAGCCACCUCUGGUUUGGAAGUGAGUCUAAGAAGUCUAGGAUUGUCCAGGAAACCCAAAUCUCAACAGGAGAAGGCUCUCCUAGUGGCUUUUACUAUAUCCAAGAGGAAGAACCUCUACAAUGAGUUGAAGGAACAGGUUCACUCAGCUAAAGGGUUGGAGAAAGAAGCCAGGUCUCAAUUUAAAACUAAGAGAAAGAGAAGGACAACAUUUAAUAGUCGGCAUGGCAAAAGGCAUGGAAGGAAAUCACGUCUAAGGUGCAGCAAAAAGCCACUUCAUGUAAACUUUAAGGAGCUAGGAUGGGAUGACUGGAUCAUUGCUCCCUUAGAAUAUGAAGCCUAUCAUUGUGAGGGAGUAUGUGACUUUCCUCUGAGGUCUCAUCUAGAGCCAACCAAUCAUGCCAUUAUCCAGACCUUGAUGAACUCUAUGGAUCCAGGGUCUACUCCACCAAGCUGUUGUGUCCCUACAAAAUUGACUCCUAUCAGUAUUUUGUACAUUGAUGCAGGUAAUAAUGUGGUAUACAAACAGUAUGAAGACAUGGUUGUAGAGUCUUGUGGCUGCAGGUAGCAGUUGCUUUGGAUGUUCUCAGCAUCAUCAUAGCUGAUAUGAAGGGAGAUAAAGACAACUGAUGGACAAGAGAGGGCUGGCCCAGGAAGGAGGUCUUUCUAUACAACUUCCAUAAGUGAAGGGAUUGUGGUUUCAAGUGUCUGGUGCACCCUUUAUUCUUGCAACAUGCCAACCUGGCACAGAUCAGUGGUGACUUUGUGUGGACAAGUUAUAAGCAAAGUCAAACCAAUGUGCCAAUUGGGUAAACCAAUAAAAACUACAUUUGUCUUAUGGUAGGUCAUAUCUUUAGAGUUCCAAUGAAAAGAUUGUCAUAUAAGCUGACACUCAACAAUUAAAUGGUUUGGACAGAGGAGGCAUCUUGACAGCAUCAGACAGAAGAGAAUUUGGCCAGUGCACAUAAGUAUAAUUUGUCUGGUUUAGAGCUCAUAUUCAGAUUUAUGUAAGUGCAAUGUUCCAGACCUGGUCAUGAGGACUGCACAAGAGGAGGAGGUGGAGGAAGGGUGUAUUAUGGUGGCACUUUGUUAACCCCCUUCCCCCUCCCUUCUUCUUCAAAUCUGAUGGAACUAGGGCCAUCCAGACCCAGUGGAGGGGGAGUCACGUCUGGAUAGCAGAGGAUUAUGUUGCUGUUGAUUUUUGGAGUGUACACAAGUUGCUGUGACAGGCACCUGUUCAAACUGAGUCCAUUUAAGAUUACAGGAAAGCAAUAGUCUGUUCUUUUCAUGGGCUGGCAUGCGAAGAGUAAUAGAAGUAGGGGACCCAUAAAGUUUUUUUUUUCUUUAAUUUUAACUACCUGUCUUAUCACCUAGAGCUAUCUAAGGAUCUGAAUUGCUCCAAUAACAUUGCACAAUAAAAACACCUAAAGGAAAAAACAAAAAAAAACAAAGAAAGGGAGAGGUGAAGAGAAUGAGCCAGGAAGUAAGGUGGCCAAUGAAAUAGCCAAAGUGGAAUAUAAAGCUGAGGGAACAGAUUUCAUGAGCUCUUCCUCUGUGAUAGGCUUUACAUUCAUUGGCUUGCAAUGACUGUGCAGUUUUAGUUUAGUGAUAUUAGAUGCAUCAACGACCCAUCAUUUUCACUGCAAACUAUCUCAUGCAUUAUCUUGUGAUGUCAUCUCUUAGGGAAGGGGCUUGAAAUCACAUGGCGAUAAAAUCGCAAUUUCAUAAUAUUGCAUGAAACUGUAAUAGAGCCUUAUGGGGAAAGAUUGCGUGCAAUUGUAUCAGUAGAGAUGAGUCAAUUUCUUAAAAUUCGAUUUGGGUCUGAGUAAAUUCAACUUGAACCUCCCUGAUAGCCUGGAGAAAUGUCACGUUUCUCUGUAGCUCUUUCUCCUCUCCCUUUAUUGAUUCUCACGACAUAAAUCACCAAAAAUUCUAAUUCUAUUGAUCUCAAUUAUUUUUUUGUGUGCAAAUUCUGGUUAAAUUCCUGAAUUUCACAAUCAAUUUGCUCAAUAUCACUUUCAUGCAAUAUAUUUCAUGAGAUAUUGCACUGUGAUUUAAUAUGAUGGCAUUGGUGGAAUAAUCAAGUAUUAUGGAGUCCUGCCCUGAAUAUACCUAGCAUGACUAGUAGAAAGUACUUUCACACUAGCGUUUUUGCUGGAUUGGGUAGGGUUCAGCAAAAAUGCUUCCGUUACUGAUAAUACAACCAUCUGCGGUUGUAUUAUCUUU